Messenger RNA from Rhineura floridana, 1125 nucleotides. It is a transcript of the gene GPR34, whose product is annotated as G protein-coupled receptor 34. Gene Ontology annotation, biological process: G protein-coupled receptor signaling pathway. Gene Ontology annotation, cellular component: membrane. The record is from RefSeq and is a predicted model, not a curated record. Gene Ontology annotation, molecular function: G protein-coupled purinergic nucleotide receptor activity. The transcript has 2 exons. Bases 16 to 1125 code for a protein of 369 amino acids. NCBI's taxonomy places the organism in Eukaryota, Metazoa, Chordata, Lepidosauria, Squamata, Rhineuridae.
AACAUUUCCAACUUCAUGAAUUUUUCACUUACUGAAAGAGUCUCCAGGAACAAUCAAAAUGAAACUGGAAAAAUGUUCUCAGAAAUGCACAAUGCUACUUACUGUGUCAUGAUAGAGAAGUCACUAUCUUUAGCUUUACUAUUUUUAUAUUCAGUCAUUUUUGUCAUUGGAUUGGUUGGCAAUGUUACUGCCUUGUAUGUUUUUCUGUUCACUCACUGCAAGAAGAACUCGAUCCAGGUUUAUCUGCUUAAUGUUGCCAUUGCAGACCUCUUACUGAUCUUUUAUCUCCCUUUCCGAAUACUCUACCAUAUAACCCAAAACACAUGGCUGUUGGGCUUGACUGUUUGCAAGAUUGUAGGAAACUUAUUUUAUAUGAACAUGUACGUUAGCAUAGUACUACUAGGGCUGAUCAGUUUGGACCGUUAUGUAAAGAUUAACAGAUCUGUACAUCAACCUAAAGUGCCAACCACAAAACAAAGCAUAUAUUUAUGUUGUACACUGUGGACUGUUGCAAUAACAGGAUUUAUACUGAUGGUUGUUCAGUCUACCAGGAAGGAAGAUAAACAUUCUGCAAUGUGUUUUCAUUACAGAGAAAAACAAAAUGCAAAAAUGGAAGCAGGUUUUAAUUAUAUUCUUGUUAUAAUAUUUUGGAUUGUUUUUAUUCUACUGAUCCUGUCAUAUAUUAAAAUUGCAAGCAACCUUCUGAAAAUUUCCAAGAAGAGAAUAAGUUUUCCUCAUACUAGAAGGUAUACUGCCAUUGCACGGAACUCUUUCAUAGUACUCAUAAUUUUUACAUUAUGUUUUGCUCCUUAUCAUAUUUUCCGAUUUAUUUACAUCACUUUACAACUACACAAUACCUCCUGCUCCUGGAAACAGAUCAUUCACAAAUGCAAUGAGAUUAUGCUGGUCUUCUCAUCAUUCAACAGUUGUUUAGAUCCAGUUAUGUACUUUUUAAUGUCCAGAAGCGUCCGGAAAACUGUACUUCAACUGAUUUGUAAGAGACUUCAUGUGGAUUCUAGCAUGAAUGAGAGUACUUCAGAAACUAAACAAGGACAUUAUUUUCAAGAUAACCCUGAAAACCCCAGCCAGCAUUCCAGAAUGUAUCAUAAUAAGAUUAACAAUUAA